UCGUCGCAGAGUAAUCCCCGUUCGCUUUCGUUCCGGCGCCCGACGGGGGGAAACAAAUAUCAGAAAUAUCCGAGCUCAUCUGGACAAGUCACAAUGAACAACGUAUUUACGCGGCAAGGGCGGUGGAGAGAAUGAAUCAAAGCUCUGCAAGAGGACAAGUGAGCGUUAUCCAUCUGCGUUGAGGCAAGAGUCCGGAGCUCUCGGAUGACACCGCUGGUGAUUCUGCGGAGGUGAAAUGCCUCUACACAGUGCUGAAAAGAGCCGGCUUUCUCUGGAGCAGGAGCCAUUGACUUUGCGCGAGAUAAGGCCUGUUUGUUCCUCGCGUCUCGGCUCUCUGGGAGAAGAGAGGAGAGGAGAGAAAAGAGUGGAUCAAACGAACGGUUCCUCUUCGAUCGAGCUGUGUCGGUUCUCUCCUUUUCUCCUCCGAAGGUCUGGUUUUUAGCUCGCUUUUUCUCGCCAAGAUGAAGGUGCAAAAGGUGUGGAGCAGCUUCAAGAGAUACCAGAAGCUAGCCUCCCUGGAGAGGGCGCAUUCCUUUCCCGGCCGCUGCUUUCCGAGCUCCAGAAUUUAUGACGACUCCGACUCCGAGGAUUGCCGCUCCAGGGACGUUCAGCAAGGCUACCUGGCUGUCUACGUUGGCCCGGAGCGCCUCCGGUUCCUCCUCAAGACGCAGUACUUGAAUCACCGACUCUUCCGUGAGCUGCUAGAGAAGGCGGAGGAGGAGUUUGGACACCAUCACAAUGGGGGGCUCACUAUCCACUGCGAAGUCGAGGUGUUUGAGGAUCUCUUGUGGAGAGUUGCAAGCGGCGAAACAGCUGCUCCUCCUGGUCCUCGUCCUCCUUCACCGCCUCACAGCUUGACACUCCUCAGCGUCCAAAGCGGCUAGAGGAAGAAGAUCGAUGCGAAGCAAUCAAAUCUCCCGGCAACUUCUCUGGAAUUCGGCUCAAACAGAGGCAUUUUUGAUACCGAGUUUUUGCAGGGAGAAGAAUCAAAAUCAAGAGAGGUGUUUGUAACACCAGAAGCUGUUGAGUGUGAGUGGAUUGCUUGUAAAAAUUAAGAUGCCAUCGCUCCAAUACGACGAGGUGUUUCACUAUUGCGU
This is a messenger RNA of Selaginella moellendorffii, 1097 nucleotides long. Its product is annotated as auxin-responsive protein SAUR50. The record is from RefSeq and is a predicted model, not a curated record. NCBI's taxonomy places the organism in Eukaryota, Viridiplantae, Streptophyta, Lycopodiopsida, Selaginellales, Selaginellaceae. Gene Ontology annotation, biological process: response to auxin. The transcript has 3 exons. Bases 462 to 884 code for a protein of 140 amino acids.